Molecule: messenger RNA, 1566 nt
Organism: Fraxinus pennsylvanica
Lineage: Eukaryota; Viridiplantae; Streptophyta; Magnoliopsida; Lamiales; Oleaceae
Source: the annotation of a GenBank genome assembly
AUGGCAAAAGAUCCCAUCAGAGUUCUAGUCACUGGUGCUGCUGGCCAAAUUGGCUAUGCUCUUGUUCCCAUGAUUGCUAGAGGGGCCAUGCUAGGUCCUGAUCAACCUGUAAUUAUACACAUGCUUGAUAUUGUACCAGCUGCUGAGGCGUUGAAGGGGGUGAAGAUGGAAUUGAUCGAUGCAGCUUUUCCGCUUCUCAAAGGUGUUGUUGCCACGACAGAUGUUGUUGAAGCUUGUAAAGGCGUAGACGUUGCCGUCAUGGUCGGUGGAUUCCCACGGAAGGAAGGAAUGGAAAGGAAGGACGUAAUGUCCAAAAAUGUAUCCAUUUACAAGGCUCAGGCCUCAGCAUUAGAGAAACACGCUGCCCCAGAUUGCAAGGUGUUGGUGGUUGCUAAUCCAGCCAAUACCAAUGCACUCAUCUUGAAAGAAUUUGCUCCUUCAUUCCCAGAGAAAAAUAUCACCUGCCUUACAAGACUUGAUCACAACAGGGCUCUAGGCCAGAUUUCAGAAAGGCUGAAUGUUCACGUUGGUGAUGUGAAGAAUGUGAUCAUAUGGGGGAAUCACUCGUCCACUCAAUAUCCAGACAUUAAUCACGCGACUGUAGACACCGGAAAUGGACUGAAACCUGUUAGAGAACUUGUUGGAGAUGAUCCUUGGUUGAAUGCCGAGUUCAUUACCACCGUCCAGCAGCGGGGUGCAGCCAUCAUAAAAGCUCGGAAACUAUCAAGUGCACUAUCUGCUGCAAGCUCCGCUUGCGAUCAUGUGCACGAUUGGGUUCUUGGAACUCCAAAGGGCACUUGGGUGUCAAUGGGAGUGUAUUCUGAUGGCUCUUAUGGCAUCCCACCUGGCAUAAUUUAUUCUUUCCCAGUUACUUGCGAGAAAGGAGAAUGGUCGAUUGUGCAAGGGCUCAAGAUAGACGAAUUUUCAAGGGAGAAGAUGGAUGCGACAGCAAAGGAAUUGCCCACCACCACCAGUCCGGCCAGCCCAGUCCGUGGCUGCUACCGUCCGUCCGUCCGUCCGUUGCCAGUUUUGGUGCUGUUAUUUUGUUUGAGAAUCAAAAUGAAUGAAAUAAUGAAAGAAUUCCAGCAAGGCCUCAUCGAAGUUGAAAUGGAAGCUGAAAAUCUUCUAUUAGCUCGCCAUCAGUUGGUUGAAAAUGACAGAGUGAGACAAGGGAAUAGGGAAGCUUUGACCGCUUUAAGAAAGAGAGCUCGAACAACAAAGACUAGUGUUCCUUUGCCUUUCGAGUCAAUAAUGAGGGAUGUUGAAUCAAGGCCACUGGUGAAAGAGAUCUGUGCAACCUGUGGUGAUCACGAUUCAAAAGAGAAGACAUGGUUAAUGUUUCCGGGCACUGAUCUCUUCGCCAGCAUUCCGUUCCAUGCUGCUCAUACUAUUUUAGAGAAAGAUCAAACACUUUUUGAUUACGAAUCUAAAAAACUUCAGAGCUAUGUCAAAGAAAAGUCCUUUUCAAUUUCCGAAAAGGGUGUUCUUGCCGACAAGAUCAGUCCAGGUGUACUUAGAGCUUUGGUGACUUUAACUGACAAGCCAAAGGUUGAGGAGGAAGAUUAA